Trachemys scripta elegans is the source of this 2977-nucleotide messenger RNA. RefSeq names its product glycerol kinase 5 (gene GK5). The record is from RefSeq and is a predicted model, not a curated record. Gene Ontology annotation, molecular function: glycerol kinase activity. The coding region runs from base 62 to 1651 and encodes 529 amino acids. The transcript is spliced from 16 exons. Lineage: Eukaryota; Metazoa; Chordata; Testudines; Emydidae. Gene Ontology annotation, cellular component: mitochondrion. Gene Ontology annotation, biological process: triglyceride metabolic process; glycerol metabolic process; glycerol-3-phosphate biosynthetic process.
CGGGUCUGUGGUCAGUGCGUUCCCGCGCCGCGCCCAACCGCCGCCGCCGCCUUGUGGGGGGAUGCCGCGCUGCAAGGAAGGGCUGGCGAGCGCUGCUGCCGCCUCCGCCUCGUAUGUGGUGGGGGUCGAUGUGGGCAGCACGACGGUGCGCUGCCACGUCUACGACAAGAGGGCCGCAGUCAGAGGCUCCAGCAGCAAGAAGGUAGAAACACUUCAUCCUCAUCUUGGCUGGGUUGAACUAAAUCCUGAAGUUCUGUGGACUCAGUUCAUGGAUGUAAUAAAAGAGGCAGUACAAGCUGCAGGACUACAAAUGAAUCAAAUUGCUGGUCUUGGCAUCUCAACACAGAGAGGAACUUUCAUUACGUGGAACAAGAAGACAGGAAAACCAUUUCAUAAUUUCAUAAGCUGGCAAGACCUAAGAGCUGCUGAACUCGUAAAUUCCUGGAACAGGUGUCUCAUAAUGAAGGUAAUCCGUGUUAUUGCUACAAUACUUCACUUUUUUACUCGGAACGAUCGAUAUGUGACUGCUAGUUCUUUGACUUUCACAACACAUCAUGUCUCUUUGAGGCUGUCCUGGGUUUUACAAAACAUAACCGAGGUACAACAAGCAGCCAAUGAAAAUAACUGCUGCUUUGGAACAGUUGACACGUGGCUGUUAUAUAAACUCACCAAAGGUUCUGUGUAUGCUACAGAUUAUUCAAAUGCCAGUUCAACAGGGGUUUUUGAGCCCUUUCAGAUGUGUUGGAGUUCUGUUUUGAGCAAAUUAUUUUCAAUACCGAUGUCUAUAUAUCCUCCAGUAGAGGACACAAAUCACAGCUUUGGUUCAGUUGAUGCUGAAAUAUUUGGGGUACCUAUUCCAAUAGUGGCUUUGGUAGCUGACCAGCAGGCAGCCAUGUUUGGAGAAUGCUGCUUUCAUCCAGGAGAUGUUAAACUUACCAUGGGAACAGGUAUCUUUUGGGAUGUUAACACUGGGAACCAUAUUCAUACACCUAGCGCAGGUCUGUAUCCACUGAUUGGUUGGAAGAUUGGGAAAGAGGUGGUCUUCUUAGCUGAAGGCGACACAUCAGACGCUGGCUCUACCAUAACAUGGGCUAAAGAGUUAGAUCUUUUCACCAGUGUAGAUGAGACAGCAAGAAUGGCACGAGGUGUGGUUGAUUCUGAAGGAGUUUGUUUUGUUCCAUCUUUUAGUGGUUUGCAGGUUCCUGUGAAUGACCCUUAUGCAUGUGCCUCCUUUAUGGGGCUGAAACUUUCCACUACCAGAAACCAUCUUGUACGAGCUAUAUUGGAAUCUGUCGCUUUUAGAAACAAACAGCUGUAUGAUACCAUUGUGAAAGAGGUGCGGGUUCCACUUACAAAUAUUCGCGCUGAUGGAGGGAUCAGUAACAAUAGUUUUAUCAUGCAGAUGACUUCUGACUUAAUUAAUAAGAAGAUAGACAAGCCUGUAAACACAGAUAUGUCUUGUCUUGGAGCUGCUUUUCUAGCAGGUCUUGCUUUAGGGUUUUGGACUGACAAAGAACAACUAAAGAAACUGAGGCGAACUGAAAUUGUUUUUGAGCCUCAGAGGGACUCUGGAGAAUACAAACUUGCCAUGGAUAAUUGGACAAAAGCAGUACAACGUUCCUUGAAUUGGUACAACCAGACAUCAUACUAAUGGAAGAGUUCGCUUUUUUUAAAUGGCCAUCUAUUAAUGAAACCUUAGAAUUUAUAGAACAAUAAAAAUUAAACCAACACAUUUUUGAAUGGAGUUUACACUUGGUUCUGUUGAAUUUCAGCAACCUCCCUACUUCUGUUACAUUACUUACUACUGCAUUUUGACCCAUCACAUCCUCCUUGCUAUACCUGUUGAUCAGCUGCAGCAGCCAUGUCCCUUUGGUGACCUGAGGGUGCGCAGGAAUCUUGAAUGCCACUGCCAUGUCUGGAGUAUAAGAUGCUUGAUGGUCUGUGGGGACUAAGGACACUUAUCCCAGAUAUGGUGAGCAAGGGUGGGGAGAUGUGGCAAAAGAUGCUUCUUGUUUGCCUUGUCAGAUGGAGAUUUGAUUAUAAUUUGCUCUGCACUGGGAUACACUUUGAGAUCACUUACAAACUUAACCCAAUGCAGAAUUUAGCUGUCUUUCUUAUUGUCAGGGAAUUUUCCAUGAGGGGUUCUUCUACUUUGGAACUCAGUUCUCCCUUGGUUUGAAAAAGCCUGAAUUUCUUAACCUUCAGGGCAUGCUGCAAGGCAACUCUAUUUCGAUGGGCAUUUCUGGGAAGAACAAGGUGAUUGCAUGUGGGAUUUUAUUACUUAUGGUAGACUUCAUUUAGUAUGGGUACUUUAUGUAUGGGUAUGUGUUGCUGACUAUGAGCUAAUAUGUUACUUCUUAAUUGACUAGACAGAAUCUAUAUUUGUAACUAGUUUUUUGUCCAUGGUGUGUGUUCGUUUGUACAGUGCCUAGUGCUUAGGCACUAUAUUAAGUCUAAAUAUAAAUACUGUGGAUCAGUACUACAUGAAAUCAUUUCAUUCCAUGAUUUUUAUAACUAAUAGUUUUUCUCUGAUAUGCAGCUGAACAAAUCUUUAAUUUUGUAAUAAGUCAGUCUUAUUGCACUGUUGUUAAUUAAUGCAAAUAGCAGUUAAAAGUAAUUACAUAUUGUAUCCUAUUUUUUAAAAAGUAUAUGUAUUAAUGUUUUCUAAGCCAUCAUUAUUAAAUUAUAUUGUGCUAAAGCAGAGCCAAACAUACUUUGUUUCUGAAGACAUACUUUACUGUUACUAUUUUUAAAAAUGGAAUAAAAAUUAUAAUGCAUAUAACGUAGUAAGUUUUAUAAUUUAUAGCAGCAUCUAGCUAUAACUAAGAGUCUUUAAUCAUUUUCAUUAUAACCCCUUUUUGUCAAGAGUAGCUCAACUGCAAAAUGUAUUCCAAUCUUAACAUUCUUUAAAAAAUUAAAACUUAUUAGCUCUUGAUCUAUGUGCACUACUUGCUUUUAGCUUCUUUUAAGAAUAGAU